AUGGCUACACCGGCGGCUUUCUGUCUUAGCGUCAGCCCUGAUGUGUUGAAACAGCCCCCGCCAGCUCCCCCGAAAUAUCUAAAACAUCAGGUUUAUGAUGCGCCGGAUGUUUUUGCACGGGUCGAUGAACAUGCCAUUAAGGUUUCCUAUAAUGAAUAUCCGAGUUUUCGUGAUCUCAUGUGGAAUCUCGUUUUUCGAUAUAAACUAUCUGAACUUGAGAGAGCACGAGUCAUAUUUCGUUGGAUGACAACAAAGAAUAUGCAAAAAAUGACCUUUCAGGAGGUUGCAGCUGGAUCUCCUGAAGAAAUACUCCUUAUGUUUAAGCAAAACAAAACAAGUUUUGCCAAAAUCUACGAGAUAAUGUGCACAUAUGCCGAGCUUCAUUGUGUCACUGUGAGUGGUUACGCGAAGGGGGUCGACUAUUUUCCUGGAGAUCGAUUCCAAGGUCUACCCCCAAAUCACUCUUGGAAUGUUAUCUACAUCCAGGAAUCUUGGCAGCUGGUGGAUGCACACUGGGCAACACGUUAUCUGAGUUCAGGAAAAAACCUCCAAGAAAACGUGGUUUAUGAGUACGAUGAUUUUUACUUCAUGAUGGAACCUCAGCAGGCGGUAUAUAGCCAUUUCCCCGAAGACUGUCGUUGGCAACUUCUUUCGAAGCCAUUGACUUUGGCCCAGUUUGAAAGUUUGCCCCUUACCAAAUCCCAAUUCUUCAAGUGCGCAAUGGACUUUCGUCAGGAACAUUUCGGUGUUGUUUACACUAAUGUUGGCUGUCUCCGCAUGACUUUUGGUUUCUGGAAACCCGGUUGCUUUACAUACAAGUUACAACAUCUUCUUGGCAGUGCAAAUGAUCCGAAACCCGAAUUUUUGCCCGCCCGACCAACUGAUUUGACAGACACCUUGACAAACACAAACCUCGAGUUGAAAUUGUUUGUCUUGCAGGAAAGCACAGUGGAUUCCCUAAAUUACUAUUUCCGCCUACCGUGCAGAGGUGUAUUCUACCUCACCAUAUAUGCUCAGGACCUCACCAACGAGGCAAUGGCCAGAAACGGGACCUUCAGAGCUGCCUGUGAAUAUAAACUGAUUUGUGACAAAGGCGCAAUCAAGUGUGAGCCCUAUCCCGCCUGUGACGACCUGAAUUGGGGUCCCGCCUGGUUGCAUGAAAAGCACUACGGACUUCAGUUGGACCAACCUGUUGGCGUACUGAGCCUUCCUCCGGGAAAAAUUCAGCCCAAUGGCCAGAUUGAGCCUGGUUUCCUUCAGCUAGGCUGCACAAAGAACCGUCCCGAGGUGCAGUUAUACUGUAACUUGAAACGUAACGGUUAUACCGAUGCCGAGUUGGAACCUUAUCACCGCCUCAGUGUCUCCGACCACAAGGCUAUCUUCGAGCUUACCCUGCCGGAACCCGGUAAGAAAAUAUCAUCAGCUUUCUGGUUUCUUGUUCAGUUUGGUUCACUUUAUUGA
Dibothriocephalus latus is the source of this 1461-nucleotide messenger RNA. NCBI's taxonomy places the organism in Eukaryota, Metazoa, Platyhelminthes, Cestoda, Diphyllobothriidea, Diphyllobothriidae. The record is from the annotation of a GenBank genome assembly.